ACGGUUCCAGCAAGUGUAUGGGAUUCACCUGAAAAUGGCUCAGCUGGAGCAGAACAUCUGGGCCAUGGUGGAGGAUGUGUCAGAAUCUGCCGUUAAAAUAACCGAAAAGUUUUUCCGGCCGCUAGUCAAAUUGUCUGACGUUGAAGUAAAAACAUGUCUGGAAAUCCUGAAAAGGCUAGGUCUGGCAGAAUAUAACAAGAAAGUGAAGGAAUUUUCACCAGCAUCAUCGAAAAAGCGGAAAAUUGAGGAUGGGUCUACCUGUGAGAUGGAAGAAAGAAAUCAAUAUGAAGAUCUGCUUGAGAAGAACAACCAAAUGGCCAAAGAUUUCAGGGCAUCACAAGACAGGUGUUCUGUGCUGGAGAAUGAAAAUUCCGAAUUGAAAAGUCAACUUGCCAAACAGUCUACACAGGACCACAAGAAAACUGGAAAGACAACAGAGACCAUCGAGGAACCAAUGGAAGCCUUCUGGCGAUUCGAUGAUGGCAGAGUAGAGUGGCUUCCUGCAAAGCUCAUUAAAAGAUAUGCGAAUGGUGGCUGUUCAGUGCAGUUCAGCGAUGGGUUUAGCCGCAUCAAGUCAUCGUGGGUGAGGAGAGUUGGAGAUCUCUAAGGACGGACUGCAGUUAAAUUCAAAUGGACCAGAGACCUGGCUCUUGUAUAAAUAU
Dreissena polymorpha is the source of this 662-nucleotide messenger RNA. RefSeq lists its product as uncharacterized. The coding region runs from base 35 to 607 and encodes 190 amino acids. The transcript is spliced from 5 exons. The record is from RefSeq and is a predicted model, not a curated record. Lineage: Eukaryota; Metazoa; Mollusca; Bivalvia; Myida; Dreissenidae.